This is a messenger RNA of Anisakis simplex (herring worm), 348 nucleotides long. Lineage: Eukaryota; Metazoa; Nematoda; Chromadorea; Rhabditida; Anisakidae. The record is from the annotation of a GenBank genome assembly.
AUGACAAUCUUGACAGGAUUUGACCGAAGUCAAGACAGUGGACCGAUCCGGUGUCGUUUUAGAGAGGUGAAAACGAGCUUUUUCUCGGUAAUUCGCUCAGUCGGUAGGUCGGUCGAUUUGGGUACUCGAGUGGAUAAUGGGGAUUGGGAUAAGCAAGGAUGGAUAGUACUAUUAGUGGUUGGGGAUAAUGGGCGUGGAGUGAAGUGGAGAAUAGAUCAUUUCGGUAUCGGUGAUCCAAAGGAAGAGGAGGUGGACGCUUAUGGCUGUAUGAUUCCAGGGCUGGUUCAACAACGGGAAGGCAAACACUCAGUAGACUCGACGAGGAUGUUCCAGAUAGAUGUGCAUUGA